Physcomitrium patens is the source of this 4601-nucleotide messenger RNA. Its product is annotated as chloride channel protein CLC-f-like. Gene Ontology annotation, cellular component: membrane; chloroplast; Golgi apparatus. The record is from RefSeq and is a predicted model, not a curated record. Gene Ontology annotation, molecular function: chloride transmembrane transporter activity. Gene Ontology annotation, biological process: transmembrane transport; chloride transport. Lineage: Eukaryota; Viridiplantae; Streptophyta; Bryopsida; Funariales; Funariaceae.
AGAGAAUGGUUAAGUUGUCUAAUCAUGUUGAUGAAUGUGGAGUUUAAGUAUUUGUUUCCCUUUUUAAGUGUGAUUACUCUGACUUUGAUCUCUAGACAGUUUUAGAUAGUUGACUGUAGCCCCCGUCGGUAUGUCCGAUUCAACUUAAUUUUAUCUAAGCAGAGUUUUGGAAUAUAAGCCGCUAUCUUGUCACUGGUAGUAACUAGCCGAGCCAGCAGUCUAUGAUUUUCACCCCAAUAUAGUAAUGUUCAAUAUAAUCGGAGGUCCGUGCCAAGUGGGAGAUCACCCACCAGGAACGGGAGUGUCGGUAACAGUGAAGACAUAAGCGCCGGCCAAAGCACUUUCAGGCACCAAGGCUACCGAAUCCUGCAGAGCCGAGAACAGAGAGCAUGGCAAAUCAGAUCGAGAUUAGCAUUCCCAUCGCUCAAACUCCUCGGAGGAAUUUGCCAUUCGCGUUUAAUUGCUGGGUGGCUUUAGCAGUGCACAAUUGAGGGCUCCAGUGCUCAUGGUCUACAUCUGAGUUUGUAAGAAAUUCUCGAAUAGUGGAUGGGGCUCUAGAAUCAAUAGUGAAGCGUUGAGAUAGUUUGUGGUGUUGUUUGAAUCUGGUGAUGGGUGCCUCACGUUUCGUCUGAAGAUUGGUUCCUUUUGGAAGUUUCAGAUUGUCAGGUUGUGAGCUGAGGUGCACUGUGGAGCCUCUGUGUGGCGAAAGUUUUCAUCAUAGAUCUAGCCCUGUCGGACACGAUCGAUCGAAGGGGACUGCAUCGUAAGUUCGUGGUGGUUAUGUUCGAAACCAUCGUGAUCACUACGUGAGUGCAAUGAUGGAGAUUUCGGAGUUGAGUCAAUGUUGACGAUGACCUGGUGCUUUUUGAUCUGGAUGCGCGUAACUGCGAUGAGCUUCAGGAGCUGAUCAAUUCGUUUCCUUGUGAGAAAGAGGAUUGUGAAGUCAGAGCCUGAUGAUCCCGUACAUUGCGCGAGUGAAUCUGAAUAUUCGAUGAACGUACAGCACAAGCUUCGCUGCUACCCUGGGGCUAGAAACUUAGUACGCAUGCAGGCUCUUGAUCUGUUCUUCUUGAGCCAGAUAUAUUAUUGCUCAUGACAAUGGCAUAUUAUUAGUAUCAAUCAAUCCCCGAGGUAGAGGGAAUCGUAUCCAGGAUUGUGCUUUUAGCCAUUCAGGAAUUGAGAGUCUAGGAUUUCUGAAGCUUCCGGAAGGAAUUGAAGUUGGAGGGGUUGUGCCCACUGUUCGAUGCAUAUUGCGGCACAAAGUAAGCAUUGGUGUUUCAGGAGGGUCGCAAGAAAGCAUAGUAUGGACGUGAUGGGUUUGCCAGCUGCACAGACUAGAGUAUUUUGUGGGAGCUGGGGCAUAACCCUGACUCGGAAAAGACUGCUCGACGGAGACAGCGAUCGGUUUGAAUUUUGAUGAUUGUGGCUCAGCCAUCCGUCAGAGGUUGCUCUAAUUUUGUGCUUGUGACUACACAUAAUAAAUAUUUUCCGGGCAGUCUUGAGACGGCUGCAUGAGAAGCACGGAAGGAUGGGGGAGAGUGACAAGCAACCUCUUCUCUUGUUGCCGGAGGAUUCAAACUCAGACUCAAAGAAUGAAACAAAAGGAAAAACAAAACUCAACGCUGAUGUACAUGUUCCCGUCGGUUCGGCAGCCUCCAGAUUCUCAGAGACUGCGAACAGGGAUGAUCUGGAAAAACUCUGGAUUCCAGACCCCCUUUUCGUAUCCGACGACAGAGUACGACGGGAUGGUCUCUGGGGUUCUGCGUUGGGACUUGCGACCCGAGAUGAAAACAUGGAGACAACAAGAGAUUGCAAAAGAGUAGCUGAGAUCGAAGCAACCGUUGAACAUCCCCUCUCACAGUACGACAGGGACUUACAUGGGGAUUCCCACGCGCUAUUGCAGCAUGAUGCCGCUCUCACGAACGGUAUUCAGAAAUUUGAAAUCGAGAGGCCCUCAGAACGUCCACGGAGCGAUAUCAAGGAGUGGGUGCGGAAAUCCGAUCAGGAACGGAACAGCCAGGCGGAAUGGUUUUCAGAGCUUUUGAAGCUGAAGCCUGCGUCAAUGAAUUCUGAGGCUGAAUCCAUCGCUGGUGAGAGAGAGCUUAGCUCAGACCGUAAGAGAGAAAAGCGAGUCUCCCAGCUUACUCGCCCGUCGUUGCAGAGACAGAGUUCCUUUGCCAUGCAAGUCUCAGAACGAAUGCCUCCUGAGUGGGUGCUUCUCCUUCUAGGUUGUUUGCUAGGCCUCUCGAGUGGUAUCAGUGUGGUUCUUUUCAAUAAAGGGGUACACCUUAUACACGAAUUGGCUUGGGCAGGAACGCCCCGCGAGGGAGCGGCCUGGUUGCGUGCACAAAAGCUUGUGGACAUCUGGCAUAGAAUCUUAUUGAUUCCUGUGGUGGGUGGAGUUGUUGUGGGAAUGUUUCAUACCGUGAUCGAAGUUGUGGACAUGAUUCGAACGGUUCGACCUCUGCCGGCGCGGAGAAACCGUAACAAAAUAGAUUGGCUUGCAGGGAUUAAACCUUUCAUCAAGGCACUGCAAGCUGCUUUGACUCUCGGCACUGGUCUAUCUCUGGGUCCUGAAGGUCCAAGUGUGGAUAUUGGCAAAUCUUGGGCUCAUGGUUUUUCAAGUGUCAUGAAACAUAGUAAAGAGAGACGAAUUGCACUCGUAGCAGCUGGUGCUGCUGCUGGGAUUGCUUCAGGUUUCAAUGCACCUGUUGCUGGGACCUUUUUCGCCAUUGAAACUGUGUUGAGACCCCAACAUGCUGAAAAUUCUCCUCCACUUACGACUGCAAUGAUCAUUUUAGCAGCAGUGAUCUCAUCUACUGUAUCUCAGGUUCUUCUUGGCGAGAGACCCGCAUUUAGUGUCCCACCUUAUGAAUUACGAUCUGCUGCUGAGCUGCCAUUGUACAUACUUCUUGGAGGCAUCUGCGGCAUUAUGAGUGUAAUAUUUACCCGCCUUGUAGCAUGGUUCACCCGCACCUUUGGUUUCCUUAAUGACCAAUUUGGCGUUCCUACAUCAGUUACUCCGGCUAUUGGAGCUCUAUUUACUGGAAUUAUUGCUCUAAGAUACCCAGGAGUUCUUUAUUGGGGUUUUACAAACGUGGAUGAAAUUCUCAAGACUGGUUUUACUGCUACUGCUCCCGGUCAAGGUCUUUUGGUUCAGCUCACUGUUGCAAAAAUAGUAGCUACUGCAAUGUGCAAAGGUUCAGGUCUUGUGGGAGGGUUGUAUGCGCCCAGUUUGUUCAUAGGGUCAGCAGCUGGCGCUUUGUAUGGCAGCAUAAUUGGGCAGGCCAUCAAUACCAUGAUGCCAGGUUUCAAUGCGGUGGCGCAUCCUCAGGCUUAUGCACUGGUGGGGAUGGCAGCCUUGCUAGCGUCAGUGUGUUCAGUUCCCCUCACAUCUGUCCUCCUGCUUUUUGAGCUCACCAAGGACUACCACAUUUUGCUCCCACUCAUGGGUGCAGUUGGACUUGCAAUCUGGGUCGCAGCCGUAGGAAAUCAGAAGAAGCCCUGUCACAGAGAGCCUACAGCCCAGCGUCUGCGAAGUGAUGAAUCGGAGACGUUGCUGACUGGGCGUGUGUGGCGCAAAGCUGAAGGGCCUGGGGUUGAGGUCGAGCUUGUUAUCAUGGAUAGUGAUGACGAUCCUAAUGGAACAUACAUCUCGGAAGAGGCUCUUAUGAAUGAGUUACAAGUAUCUCAGGCCAUGACAAAGGAAUAUGUGAAGGUGAAUGCAAUGGCAACGGUAAAAGAGAGCGUCGGUGCAAUGCUGGCUGGUGGACAGCGCUGUGCUCUGGUCGUUGAUGAGAAUGAUCUUCUAGAAGGAAUUGUGUCUUCCAGCGACUUACAACGUGAAGUACUGAGAGCCACUGAGGAAUCUGUUUUUUCUGACUUACCUAUCAUUGUAGAGGUAGAGAAAAUGUUGGUGGCUUCUAUCUGUACCAGUAGUAUAGAGAAUGUGGCCGACGGACGCAAAAUUGUAGUCUGCUACCCAGAUAUAACUCUGCGGGCUGCAGAGGAAUUGAUGCAACCGCUUGGUCUCCAUCAACUUUCAGUUGUCACACUUGUUGGCAGACAAUGGCAGGACUGUGGUCAUAAAGUGGUUGGUUUGUUACAUCGCGAAAUGAUUCCACAGUGUGUCAAGGCCGAGGCUUCUAAGCGAAUAGCAACCAUGCUUGAGCAGAAAGCAAAAGAAGACUUUCCAUCUCUUUCCAAUGGAGCGCAUUAACUACAAUAUAUUCAGUAGUCCAACCACGCCAAUGUGCGAUGUCUUGUGAACUUGGUUUAGUUUUUCAUCACUGCACCGAUGCAAAACUAAACCUUGUAGCAAUCACUUGCUCAAUAGGAAUUUGAUAGACCACCCAUUCUUUCGUCACUUGUAGUAUACCAUGUGACGUUUCAUUCUUAAUAGACCGAUAGUGUUUCGAUGAAACAGAGAUAUGCUUAGAUUUUAAGUCCUGGCUCAGCCAAAGCUUAUUAGUUCAAAUAGGAGAUGCUGUUACUAAGUUGUCAAAUAUGGCCUUAGUAAUGUUGAAAAGCCUAUUCAAGUAUUUUGAUAUGUCAAAAAUACAUUUUAAAGGAAUGCCGAGAUGUAGAAACUGUUCUGUUCA